AUGAAGCAGGGAAAAGCAGUUCCUGUCACUAAGGUUGACAUCAGCAGUGAACGGUCAGAUUCCUUUGAGCCUGUGACAAAAAGCAAUGUAGGCUAUAUUGUUAGUGCAGUCAUUAUCAAUGACGUGGGACAAAUUCUCAUGAUGCAAGAGGCGAAAUAUUCUUGCUACGGGACCUGGUAUCUACCAGCUGGCCGCAUGGAGCGGGGCGAAAACCUCGAGCAAGCAGUGAUGAGGGAAGUUGAGGAGGAAACAGGGCUAACAUUUCAACCCACCACUCUGAUUUCUGUCGAGUUUGGUUGUGGAACUUGGUACAGAUUUAACUUUACCGGUUAUGUGACAGGUGGGAAGUUAAAAACGCUGAAGGAGAAAGACAAGGAAUCCCUUCAGGCCGAGUGGAUUGACUUCGUCAAUAUAAAAACAAGAACACUCAAGCUGCGAAGCCCUGAUAUCAUACAACUCAUUAACAUCGCCAGAAAAUACAACAGUCUCGGUGAGGACUGUCGACAUUCCCAUAACAUGCCGGCCCUCGUCCCAUACAAUCGUCUCAUACACCGAGUUAUACUCACACACUGUUCCUUUAAUGGAGAUAUCCAGGUGCUGACUACAGAUAAGGAGGGACUACAUCUACCUACAACUUACAUCUCACCGUUUGAUUUCUCAUUAAUGAUCUCCGUAUUUUCUGUGAUAAAGGAAGCCUUUGGGGCGUCAGAUUUUCAGCUGAAAAUGAAAGGCCUGAUAUCUGUAGAACACCAGGGGGUUCCAGCCAGCAACAAAGAUGGACUGUGUUUGACAUCUCUGCUGCAAAUGGACGGGCUGGAGAUCGAGCCUUCUCCACGGUCCGACUCUUCCUACAAAUGGACGUCGCUCAAUAAACUAGACCCAACCUUUAAUGUCCAGCUGAUAGCUCACCUGAAGGAAAAUGGAUGUGUCCCUCUACUCGACAUAUAAUGUGGAUUUUUACCUCUUAACUGCAAUGACCAAAAUAUUGGCAUAUCUGUUGAGAUAGAUAUUUUGUUCAUCAUUUUCUUGCCAUAGACUAAUUGUCUCCAGUGACAGGAACCUAGUUUGUUCAUAUGUGUUAUGAAAAACCUUCAGAUGAUAGAACUAGAAAGCGACGUCUUACUGAAUCUUUAUUAAAGAAAGUGUCGGUUUUUUAAUUUAAAUUUUUGAUAUGAUAGAAAAUGGCUGCAUUUAUUGUUAAUGACAAAGAUUGCUUGUGUCCCUACUAUUGUGAUGCAUGUAUAGCAGAUGAAUACAUACAUAUUAAAUAAGAAAGAUAUAUAAUGUAAGAAAAGGGGAUUUGGUUCCCUACAUAAUUUUUGAUUAUUUGAUAGUAAAAUAAGUAAAAAGUUCUGUGAUGUAUAUCCUUGUCACUAAAAAAAGGUGUUGGUUUAGUUAAACAACUGUUCUGUUGGCAAUGUUAAGGUCUUUCAAUGAGGUGAAAAAACAAGGGAUAUGUUCCUCAUCUCACUAUCCAAGGUAACAGAAAAGAAAAUUUCACAUGGUAACAUUUUGGAUAUCCCUGGCCAGGGUAAGAGAAAAGAAAAAUUUCACAUGGUAACAUUUUGGAUAUCCCUGUCCAGGGUAAGAGAAAAGAAAAUUUCACAUGGUAACAUUUUGGAUAUCCCUGUCCAGGGUAAGAGAAAAUAAAAUUUCACAUGGUAACAUUUUGGAUAUCCCUGGCCAGGGUAAGAGAAAAGAAAAAUUUCACAUGGUAACAUUUUGGAUAUCCCUAUCCAGGGUAAGAGAAAAGAAAAUUUCACAUGGUAACAUUUUGGAUAUCCCUGUCCAGGGUAAGAGCAUUAAUAGAUCUAUAUUUAACAUACUUGAACAGUGUUAGAGGAUUAUACACUGAGAAAGUCAUGACGGGUUGUGUUGGUUGGCGUCAGAACAUAAAAAAUAGCCAGAGACCUUUAGCUAGCUGAAGUAUAUUUAAUGAUGCACAACAAUGCUUAUAAAAGUGGAACUUUGGUGACCUAGAACAGUCCCAUACUUCCAUGUAUUGCUCCCUGAUAGUGUUAUUAUUGUCGUGGUUGUCAGAACUGAAACAUCCAAUUUAUUUCAUCUGUCUUGUAGAGAAAUAAAUUUUAGGUUUUUACCAUUUUUACCAUUUAUCAUCUCAUGAAUAUGAAAUUUGUGAUAAAUUGAAUCUGUUGUUUAAUAAACGGUAAAUGGUUUAUGCUCUUAACAUAUCAAAUUAUAGAUUUUGUUAGCUUUUAAUACAGGAUUUUAUCAAGGAAUAUGACGCUUGCUGAGAUUUAUGUUAUAUGAUAUUCCAGAGGUUAAUACAACAUUGAUCUAGAGAGUGUAUGAGAACAUAACCCCUGGAAAAGCUAGGAUGAUGUACUGUAAUACAUGUAUAUGUGAUAUUGGCUAUAUAAUAUUUACAUAGUUGUGUAAUCCAACCAUGAUGAAAUAGAUGAAAAAGUGAUUAUAACCAUUCUGAUUUUUCACAUAGUUGUGUUGUGUCCAUCUCAGAACUGCAUUUUCUCUCAGGAAGGCCAUGAUAGGACGGCACAAUUGCAUUUAUAUGUGAAUCCGUCUUCCAAGUCUUAACUAUUCAAACAUCCUGUCACCAAAUAUGUUUCAUUUCUUUUGAAAAUCCUGUCUAAACUGAUCAUUACUUUGUAUCUUGAUUAUGUCAGAUUAGACAGGUAAGCCUGGUCAAUCCCACAGGCUGUCGGAUUAGACAGUGAGCAGGGUAAAUACCCUUCAGUCAUGUUUAAUUAUGAUGUAAAAUUCAUGACAUAUAGGACUUGGUAUUUGUUAAAUACACAUUUAUGUGAAUUGACUUAGUAAUAACGGCCCUAUAAAAAUAUCUAUGGACGGAAUUUUAAUAUUAAAGGGAGACAAUCUUUCAAUUUAAGGGGAGAUAAUCAGUAGUUUAAGUAAUACAUCAUCUUUUAUACACCCAUGGUAAUAGUUUAUUGUAAAAAGUCCACCUUUUUAUGUCUCUUAAAGCCACAGGGACUUUGGCACGAAUUUCCAACAUACAUUCAAGUUUGAUAAUCAACCAUUUACCAGACUGUUCCUUCUAAUAUACAAAUAAACAAAAAACAAUCACUACGAAAAAGCAUUCACAAAUGACAUCCAGUUGUUCUGGUCAGACUGCUGGGUGGGUGUGCAUUUAUACUUGUUUCUGUACAAAUGUGCAUGUACAUGUUACCUAAGAGACCAUCUUUAUUUAAUCAU
This is a messenger RNA of Pecten maximus, 3192 nucleotides long. Its product is annotated as 8-oxo-dGDP phosphatase NUDT18-like. The transcript has 8 exons. Gene Ontology annotation, molecular function: 8-oxo-dGDP phosphatase activity; magnesium ion binding; 8-oxo-GDP phosphatase activity. Lineage: Eukaryota; Metazoa; Mollusca; Bivalvia; Pectinida; Pectinidae. The record is from RefSeq and is a predicted model, not a curated record. Bases 1 to 948 code for a protein of 315 amino acids.